This is a messenger RNA of Pelobates fuscus (common spadefoot toad), 1315 nucleotides long. It is a transcript of the gene KCNU1, whose product is annotated as potassium calcium-activated channel subfamily U member 1. The record is from RefSeq and is a predicted model, not a curated record. The coding region runs from base 49 to 1224 and encodes 391 amino acids. NCBI's taxonomy places the organism in Eukaryota, Metazoa, Chordata, Amphibia, Anura, Pelobatidae. Gene Ontology annotation, biological process: potassium ion transmembrane transport. Gene Ontology annotation, cellular component: postsynaptic membrane. Gene Ontology annotation, molecular function: large conductance calcium-activated potassium channel activity. The transcript has 9 exons.
CAAAGGUUCCAUGUGCAAGACAGAUGUCACCAGCUUUACAGAAUCCAGAUGGUCAGACAUUCAACGAAGGAAGAUGAAAGCAACCAUUGUUUGGACUCAACUAGAAUGUUCCAUUGGUGCAAAGAAGUUCCAUUAGAUAAAGCUAUACUGACUCACAGAACUGCUGCACAAAUGCAGUUUCAAGAUCACAUUGUUGUCAGCAUCUUCGGAGAUAUAAACUCAACUUUGAUUGGCCUGCGGGACUUUGUCAUGCCUCUGCGCACCAGCAACUUGAAGUAUAAGGAGCUGAAGCCAAUAGUGUUUCUUGGGGAGCUCGAUUAUCUGACGAGGGAAUGGAAGUCCAUACAGUACUUCCCCAAAUUAUUUAUCUUUCCAGGUUCUGGACUCUCUCAUGCUAACCUGAGAUCUGUGAACAUAUAUAAUUGCUCUAUGUGUGUAAUCCUGUCUUCAAUAUGGCUUGGUAACACUGCGCAUUAUAUAAAAGAUACUGAGUGUAUUUUGGCCACACUUAACAUGAGGUCUAUGACUGUUAAGAAAACAACAUAUAAUACAGCUUUCCUGCGUGUGCCCAUUCAGAAUGGCCCUGCAUCUAAGAUUCCUGUUAUCACAGAGCUGAAGCAAGCAUCAGAUGUUACCUUUAUUAAUGAGGAUGUCGCUAGACAAUCUCAGUGCACAGAGACAAAUCCUUAUCUUACAGCUGCAUUUGCUUCUGGGUCUGUGUUUUCUGAAGAUUUUCUGGACUCACUUAUGUCCAUGAGCUAUUUCAACUGGCAGGUGUUGGCAUUACUGCAGAUCUUGGUUACAGGAGGAACUACUCCAGACCUGGAGGAGCAACUAGCGGAGGAGAAUGUAUUGAUAAAGAGCACUCCAAACACAGCCCAUGCUGCUCCAAGGAACCGCUGCAAACUAUCCCUUCUCCCUCUCACUGACCACAGGCUGAAAACUAGUAAAGGCAGUACAUAUGGAGACUUAUUCUGUAAUGCUUUGACAUCUUCCGGUAUCAUCUGCUUUGGGAUUUAUCGACUUAUGGAUACAACCAACCAACACCUCAGGUAUGUGAUCACAAGACCACCCAAAAACCUUGUGCUUCAAGACACAGAUCUGUUGUAUUGUGUGGUUCCAUACAAAGAACAGCCAGAUACACUAGAAUGUGGAGGGUCAACAUCAUUGGCAGUCACAGAGAUUUGUUCCUUGAGCACAGAAGAUUCUAAUUCAGAGCACUGAAACAUCAGCACCAUUUUCAUUAAAUGCAAAGGCUCAUAAAUGUGUCCAAAACUCUUUUGUGUUUGCUCUAAGAAUGUUGCACUUUUAUGUA